AUCAGCUGCUUCCUCGAUUCAUCCCACGCCAGUGUUUGUGUCGGCGAAACCAGUUAACGUAGCUACCUCGACUCCGGCGGCAGGUUGUCUUCUGAGGAAAACAAAGCCCGUUUCUUCGUAUAACAUUUCUUAUUUAUCCUGUUUACGGAGUAUGUUUUUUAGGUGUCCGUUUUCUGACCGGUUUUCUAUGGAAGAACAAGGCAACGAGAUUAGAGUUGAAAGUAAUUUCAACCAGAGGGACGCCUUUAGAGAAUCUUGACUUUUCUGGAACCAUUGCCCGGGGUUUCCUGAGUGAAGAUCUGGGUAGAGUUCACCUAUCUUGUUUUCACUUCAUUGGGCUUCGACAUCCUUCGUCCUUCUCCAUCUACACAUUCCUGUCACCUUGAGAAGCGCAAAAAUGGUUGGCUUUAGACCUGCUGAUGUGCCUCCAACGGCUGCUGUGAAGUUUAUUGGCGCCGGAACUGCAGCCUGCAUCGCUGACCUUGUCACCUUUCCUUUAGACACUGCCAAAGUCAGGCUCCAGAUUCAAGGGGAGUCCAGUGGUACUGCGAAAGCGAGUCAUGCUCAAGCCGUGAAGUACCGCGGCGUGUUUGGCACCAUCACCACCAUGGUGCGCACGGAGGGGCCGCGGAGUCUCUACAAUGGGCUUGUGGCUGGACUGCAGCGCCAGAUGAGCUUCGCUUCGGUCCGCAUCGGCCUGUAUGACUCGGUCAAGCAGUUCUACACCAAAGGCUCAGAACAUGUUGGGAUUGGCAGCCGCCUGCUGGCAGGCUGUACCACCGGAGCGAUGGCAGUGGCCUUGGCCCAACCCACGGAUGUGGUCAAGGUCCGUUUUCAAGCUCAGGUUAGCGCUUGUGCAGCUAACAAACGCUACCAGGGCACCAUGGAUGCUUAUCGGACCAUUGCUAAGGAGGAGGGGGUCCGUGGCCUGUGGAAAGGAACUGGACCAAACGUUGCCCGCAAUGCCAUUGUAAACUGUACUGAACUGGUGACCUAUGACAUCAUUAAGGACACUCUUCUGCGAUCUACACCCAUGACUGAUGAUCUUCCAUGCCACUUCACAUCUGCCUUUGGUGCUGGUUUCUGCACCACAGUCAUUGCUUCUCCAGUGGAUGUCGUGAAAACAAGAUACAUGAACUCUGCCCAAGGCCAGUACAGCAGUGCCCUGAACUGUGCUGUGGCCAUGCUGACCAAAGAGGGACCUAUGGCCUUCUACAAAGGAUUCAUGCCUUCUUUCCUGAGGCUGGGCUCUUGGAAUGUGGUGAUGUUCGUCACAUAUGAGCAGCUGAAACGUGCCAUGAUGGCAGCUCGCCAUAAUAUGGCUAGUCCUCUUUAGGAAAAAAGAAGACUUAUUCUUCUCCUCUUUAGUCCUGGCUAUUGCUAUUAGGGGUGCUAUUCUGUUUUUGCUUUAGUU
Molecule: messenger RNA, 1414 nt
Organism: Colossoma macropomum (tambaqui)
Lineage: Eukaryota; Metazoa; Chordata; Actinopteri; Characiformes; Serrasalmidae
Product: mitochondrial uncoupling protein 2
Exons: 8
Coding region: 398-1336 (312 amino acids)
Biological process (GO): response to cold; adaptive thermogenesis; mitochondrial transmembrane transport
Cellular component (GO): mitochondrial membrane
Molecular function (GO): oxidative phosphorylation uncoupler activity
Source: RefSeq, a predicted model, not a curated record